AUGGCUGCACCCGAAGGUACCAGUAUUUUGAAUAUCACGGGCACUUGGUCCCUAAGCUCUUCCCUAUCAGACGACCUAGGCCCAACGUUCAUGGCGCAAAAUAUCCCAUGGAUCAUUCGACGAGUGAUUUCCUAUGCCUCACUCGAGCUCAAAAUGAUCCAGAAAGCUGCAGAACCCCCAGAACGUCCUGCGACUGUCAUCGACGUCAUACAGACAGUCAGACCUGGUGGCUUUGACUCGGAGAAUAGCUACAUUCUCGACGGCGAAACCAGAACAGACAAGGUCCCGAUUUUCGGUGCCAUGUCCAUGAAGGCUGUAUACGUCCCAAUGGCUGAGGUCAGCACAGAGGACAUAAUGGGACAGGUUAUUGAGCAGCCCAGUGCCACAGAUGAUAGGGUGGCUAUUAAGGAAAUGACGGAGGGUGUCAAUACAGGUUGGAAGACAACAGCAUUGUGGGCUUUUCAGGAGAUCGAUGGAGAGCGACGAUUCUGUAAAUACUGUACCACCACUAAAGGUGAAGAGAAAGUCCAGGCACGACUAGUAUAUGACUAUAAAGCUACUUCUGAGUAG
This is a messenger RNA of Pyricularia grisea, 570 nucleotides long. RefSeq lists its product as uncharacterized. The record is from RefSeq and is a predicted model, not a curated record. The transcript is spliced from 2 exons. Lineage: Eukaryota; Fungi; Ascomycota; Sordariomycetes; Magnaporthales; Pyriculariaceae. Bases 1 to 570 code for a protein of 189 amino acids.